Messenger RNA from Eruca vesicaria subsp. sativa (arugula), 762 nucleotides. NCBI's taxonomy places the organism in Eukaryota, Viridiplantae, Streptophyta, Magnoliopsida, Brassicales, Brassicaceae. The record is from the annotation of a GenBank genome assembly.
AUGACUAAUAACUUUCAAGUUGUUCUUGGUAAGGGAGGAAAUGAUUUGGCUCUCAUAUACGAGUACAUGGAAAAUGGAAACUUAAAGGAACAUCUCUCAGGAAAACGUAGAGGCUCUACUUUGAAUUGGUCAAGUAGACUUAAAAUAGCUAUAGAGUCUGCAUUAGGAAUUGAAUAUUUGCAUAUUGGAUGUAAGCCGCCAAUGGUCCAUAGAGAUGUAAAAAGUACCAAUAUAUUGAUAAGUAAAACUUUUGAAGCCAAACUUGCCGACUUUGGACUUUCAAGAUCUUUUUUAGUGGGGAGUAAUACUCAUGUAUCAACAAACGUUGCUGGAACUUUUGGAUACCUUGAUCCAGAAUACUACCAAAAGAAUUGGUUAACGGAGAAGAGUAAUGUUUAUAGCUUUGGUAUAGUGUUACUGGAGAUUAUCACUGGCCAACCGGUGAUUGAACAAUCACGUGAAAAGUCUUACAUAGUAGAAUGGGCCAAGUCUAUGCUCGCAAAUGGUGAUAUUGAUAGUAUUAUGGAUCCGAAUCUCCAUCGAGAAUAUGACACAAGUUCAUCUUGGAAAGCUCUUGAAUUAGCUAUGUCAUGCGUUAACCCUUGUUCCACAGAGAGACCAAACAUGACAAGGGUUGCUCAUGAACUCAAUGAGUGUUUGGAGAUAUAUGAGAAGUUUAUAAAAAGAAGUCAAGAUGCAAACCCAACCAAUUCCAUGGGACAUGGCACAAGUUUCAUCAGUGACACUCCUUCAGCUCGUUAA